Messenger RNA from Pteronotus mesoamericanus, 1863 nucleotides. RefSeq names its product RAD23 homolog A, nucleotide excision repair protein (gene RAD23A). Gene Ontology annotation, cellular component: cytosol; nucleoplasm. The transcript has 9 exons. The record is from RefSeq and is a predicted model, not a curated record. Bases 124 to 1215 code for a protein of 363 amino acids. Gene Ontology annotation, molecular function: proteasome binding; damaged DNA binding; polyubiquitin modification-dependent protein binding. Lineage: Eukaryota; Metazoa; Chordata; Mammalia; Chiroptera; Mormoopidae. Gene Ontology annotation, biological process: proteasome-mediated ubiquitin-dependent protein catabolic process; nucleotide-excision repair.
GGCGCGCGCAGCCCCUGCCCCGGAAGCGGUCGGCUAGCGGCGCGGCUGGGCGCUAAGAUGGCGGCGGCGUGAAUUGCAUGUUGUGUGAGGAUCCCGGGGCCGCCGCAUCGCUCGGGCCCCACCAUGGCUGUCACCAUCACGCUCAAAACGCUGCAGCAGCAGACCUUUAAGAUCCGCAUGGAGCCUGACGAGACGGUGAAGGUGCUAAAGGAAAAGAUCGAAGCCGAAAAGGGUCGUGAUGCCUUCCCUGUGGCUGGACAGAAACUUAUCUAUGCUGGCAAGAUCCUAAGCGAUGAUGUUCCCAUCAGGGACUAUCGCAUAGAUGAGAAGAACUUUGUGGUUGUCAUGGUGACCAAGGCCAAAAACAGCCCAGGCACCUCAGUACCCCCAGAGGCCUCUUCCACUGCUGCCCCUGAGUCCUCCACAUCCUCCCCGCCGGCCCCUGCCUCAGGCAUGUCCCAUCCCCCACCUACCGUCAGAGAGGACAAGAGCCCAUCGGAGGAAUCAGUCCCCACAACAUCCCCGGAGUCUGUGUCAGGCUCUGUUCCUUCUUCAGGUAGCAGCGGGAGAGAGGAAGACGCAGCCUCCACGCUAGUGACUGGCUCUGAAUAUGAGACGAUGCUGACGGAGAUCAUGUCCAUGGGCUAUGAGCGGGAACGGGUCGUGGCAGCCCUGAGAGCCAGCUACAACAACCCCCACCGAGCCGUGGAGUAUCUCCUCACGGGAAUUCCUGGGAGUCCCGAGCCAGAACACGGUUCUGUCCAGGAGAGCCAGGUAUCUGAGCAGCCGGCCACAGAAGCAGCGGGAGAGAACCCCCUGGAGUUCCUGCGGGACCAGCCCCAGUUCCAGAAUAUGCGGCAGGUGAUUCAGCAGAACCCGGCGCUGCUGCCUGCCCUGCUUCAGCAGCUGGGCCAGGAGAACCCGCAGCUUCUGCAGCAAAUCAGCCGGCACCAGGAGCAGUUCAUCCAGAUGCUGAACGAGCCCCCUGGGGAACUGGCGGACAUCUCUGACGUUGAGGGUGAGGUGGGUGCCAUAGGCGAGGAGGCCCCACAGAUGAACUACAUCCAGGUGACACCACAAGAGAAGGAAGCUAUAGAGAGGUUGAAAGCCUUGGGCUUCCCAGAGAGCCUGGUGAUCCAGGCCUACUUCGCCUGUGAAAAAAAUGAGAACUUGGCUGCCAACUUCCUCCUGAGUCAGAACUUUGAUGACGAGUGAUUGCCAGGAGGCCAGGCCGCCUACUGCCCUCACCCUAUCCCAAAUCCAAAAAAAGUUUUAUAAAAGAAAAAAAUAUAUAUAUAUUCAUGUUUAUUUAAGAAGUGGAAAGUCAAAAACCUUAAGGAAAAAAACACCCCAACUUCCCACCCUCCUGAAGUAGCUCCCAUUCCCAUCCUGGCCUGAGAAGACCUGGGCCAGACAGCUGUCUCCCUAUCCCCCGCCCUAGCCCAGCCUGCUCCAAAGAGCUGGCAGGACUGGAGAUGACAGAUGGGCCCCUCUUGGCCUCUGUCCCAGCUCCCUGCAGCCAGAUGGAGAGGGCUGCCUGCUUCCCUGUCCCCCAAAGAGCCCCAAAGACCUCCCCACCCUUCGAGGGUGAGGGGAAGCUGGAGCCCCCAACUUUUGAUCUUUCAUUGGAAUGGCCCAAAUCUUCCCUUCUGGGGUGAGCGCUGAGAGGCCCAAAGCCCCCUCUGCAAUGUGUCCGUGGCCUUGGCCUCCAGCCUGCAUCCCGUCACUGAGGGGUGGAGGCGGCCAGGCUUCUCCUGUCUGGGGAAGGGGUAACAUCAGCUGCUGUGGAGGUCGAGGCCACCCCCCACCCCAGUACAAAACCGUGUCUCUGAUAAAGAUUUUGAAGUGAAUAAAGUUUUAAAA